Messenger RNA from Daucus carota subsp. sativus, 1670 nucleotides. Its product is annotated as putative glucuronosyltransferase PGSIP8. The record is from RefSeq and is a predicted model, not a curated record. The coding region runs from base 183 to 1607 and encodes 474 amino acids. NCBI's taxonomy places the organism in Eukaryota, Viridiplantae, Streptophyta, Magnoliopsida, Apiales, Apiaceae. The transcript has 5 exons. Gene Ontology annotation, molecular function: glycosyltransferase activity.
AUUAACACUAGUAGAACGUGUACCUACCCCGCGUAUCUAUAUAUAAAACCCAAAGGCCUGUGUUUAGAUAUAAACCCGGUUGGUUCAAAUUCCACGUAUACGUUAUUACCAAAACAAACGAGAAGCCCAUAUAAAUAAACGCGGGUUCUGUUGUUGUUUAUGUGUUUGUGGAGCUUGAAGGGAUGAUAAUGAGGGUGGUAAGUUUGGUGGUGGUGGUGCUGGUGGUUGUGGUGAAGGUGACGGCGGAGGGGAGUGGUGGAGUUGCGGAGAAUGGGAGUGGAGAGAGGAAGAGGAAGAAUGCGUAUGCUACGAUGAUGUAUAUGGGAACUCCGAGAGAUUAUGAGUUUUAUGUGGCAAUGCGUGUGAUGUUGCGUUCACUUUAUGAUCUUAAAGUAGAUGCGGAUCUUGUUGUUAUUGCUUCUCUUGAUGUUCCUCUCCCUUGGAUUCGAGCAUUGGAACAGGAGGAUGGGGCGAAGGUUGUGAGAGUUGAGAAUAUUAAGAAUCCAUACAGAAGCUAUCGUAAAACUAGACGAUUCAAGUUGUCCUUUAACAAGCUUCACGCAUGGAGUCUUGUUCAGUAUGAGAGAGUAGUCAUGCUUGAUUCUGACAACAUUUUUAUCAGAAAACCCGAUGAACUCUUCCAGUGUGGCCAGUUCUGUGCUGUAUUCAUCAAUCCCUGCAUCUUUCACACUGGCCUUUUCGUACUGGAGCCAUCAACAGAGGUAUUCAAGGACAUGGUAAAUAAGUUAGAAUCUGGUUCAAACAGUCAGGAUGGCGCAGACCAAGGAUUUCUUGUAAGCUACUUCCCAGAUUUACUUGAUCAGCCAAUGUUUCAUCCACCGCAAGAUGGCUCCAAGCUGGAUGGAACUUACAGGCUUCCACUGGGGUACCAAAUGGAUGCGUCGUUUUAUUAUCUCAAGCUCCACUGGAGCAUCCCGUGUGGAGCAAAUAGCGUGAUUACCUUUCCUGGCGCUCCUUGGCUGAAACCAUGGUACUGGUGGUCAUGGCCUGUCCUGCCGCUAGGCCUGCAGUGGCAUCAACAACGACGUCAAACUAUAGGGUAUGGAGCUGACAUGCCAUAUGCAAUAGCAAUCCAAUCCAUAUUUUACCUCGGCAUAAUCACAUUGACUCGAAUGAUACGUCCUGGUAGCAUCUCCAAGCAUUUUUACCUCCGCACAGAGAAGCGAAUCAUUUUAUUCCAAACAGUCCUUAAACUGAUAGCUACAUUGUCAAUUUUAUUAGCCUAUAUAAUCCCAUACUUCCUAAUUCCCCACACUAUACACCCAAUAAUGGGCUGGUCUCUUUACUUGCUGGGAGUUUUUGCUCUCUCAUGCGUCACUGUGAAUGCUCUUUCGCUACCAUUGCUACCUGUACUGACACCAUGGAUGGCGAUCAUCGGAGCCCUUUCGGUCAUGGCAUGUACCUUGUACCCAGAUGGAGUCAUCAGGGCUUCUGCCGUUUUUGGAUAUGCAUUUUGUAGUUCACCUGUAGUGUGGUUAGCAUUGAUCAAAGUUAUGAAUUCUGUCCAAGUUUCAUUCGAAAGAGAAGCCUUGCUUCCAAAAUUGAGUGAAUUAACACCACCUACUGGGUUCAACAAGUUAUAUUGAAAUUUGAAGCUCACAUUGUGUAGUUGAACAUUUGACAUAUACAGGGAUACCUUUUUUACUUCA